Messenger RNA from Cyclopterus lumpus (lumpfish), 735 nucleotides. RefSeq names its product cytochrome c oxidase assembly factor 8. Gene Ontology annotation, cellular component: mitochondrion. Bases 134 to 703 code for a protein of 189 amino acids. NCBI's taxonomy places the organism in Eukaryota, Metazoa, Chordata, Actinopteri, Perciformes, Cyclopteridae. Gene Ontology annotation, biological process: intrinsic apoptotic signaling pathway. The record is from RefSeq and is a predicted model, not a curated record. The transcript has 5 exons.
GGAGUCACGUGACCCGGCGGCUGCUGCUCUCAGAAGGGCACCGACAUGAAGUCCGUGAAGUAGGACAACAGAACCGUCAGGAGACCCCGCGCGGCCGUCGGUGCCGCUGCCCCGAAACAACAGUCGGUCAAAGAUGGCGUCAAAGAGCGCGGCCGCGUUCAGGUACACGGCGCUGAAUGUGCGGAAGUGCAGCUCCAACCUGGCAACCCAGCAUCACCAAAAACCAAAGAGGUCUCCCUCCAGACCAGCGGCCAGUGAAACCCACGACUGGGUCGGUCCACCGAACCGGCUCUCCAACAUGCGGCCGGUGGUCUACCGAGUCCCCCAGAAGGAGUCCGAGCUGGAGGGGCGCCUGAGACGCCUGAGGCAGGACACCGAGGACUGGAACCACGACUUCUGGACCCGGCAGAACAUCAGCUUCAGCCAGGAAAAGGAAAUGUUCAUCUCUUCUCAACUGAGCGUAAAAGGCUUGACGGAGCGCAACGAGAACGGGCGCCGGCGGACCCUGAACAGUGAAGAAAUGUCGGUGUUUUACAAAAGCUUUCUGGACACGAACCGGACGCGACAUGCAGAUUAUAACAAGGAAUGGUACCGACGUAACUUCACCAUCACCUUGCUCAUGGCCCGAGUUGCCCUGAAGAACACGUGGAGGACUUUCACUGAAAGAUGCAACCGCAAGAAACACGUUCCUCCUGCCAGCUGAUGACAAAUAAAACAUUUACCUUUAUCUCUGUU